Molecule: messenger RNA, 3381 nt
Organism: Astrephomene gubernaculifera
Lineage: Eukaryota; Viridiplantae; Chlorophyta; Chlorophyceae; Chlamydomonadales; Astrephomenaceae
Source: the annotation of a GenBank genome assembly
CACCGCGCUGGCCGCGCAAGGCAUUGCGUCGUCAUCAGUGCUGGGUCCGACCCAGUACGGCAGCGCCGCCCCGGUCCCCCCUGCGGCUGCUCCUGCCGAGUACUGGCGACACGUGGCGGCGGUGGCGGCAGCCGGCGGCAGCUGCAGCGGCGGACUGCAGGGCGUGCAGGUGCUACCGCCCUGCGUUGCGGAGUACCCUUACUCCUCCUACCUGCAACUCCAGCAGCAACAACAGCAGCAGCAACAACAACAGCAGCAACAACAAGCCGCCGCGACUGCAGCGUUACAGCUCCAAGCUGCUUACUUGCAGCAGCAGCAACAACAACAACAACAGCAGCAGCAGCAACAACAGCAAUACCAGACACAGCAGCUUCAAUUGCCCUUCGCAGCCAGCUCGGGCCACUCCAUGACCGCAAACGCUCUGGCUGCCACCACGGCUGCCACAUCCUCCUCUGCAGCCGCUUCAGCUCCUCCCCAAGGGCUGACGCUCAACGGUGCAGCGUUUAACACAGCUCAGCUGCUCCAACUCUUGCAGCAACAGCAGCAGCAACAGCAGCAGCAGCAACAACAGCAACAACAGCAGCAGGCGGCUAUGACCCCCGCAGCGCUGAGUGACCCGGCGCUAGCUGCAGCCGCAGCCACGGCGUUGCAGCUGCUGCAGCUGCCUGCCAGCCUCCGGGCCCUGGCAGCAGCGGGCAUCAUGCCCAGCCUGCUGCACCCCCCGCCGCAACAACAGCACCAGCAGCUGCUGCUGCAGCAUGCGCUACACCUAGGAGGAGGAGGAGGAGGAGGAGGAGCAUACCCACCACCACCCAACAUGUUGGCCCAGAACUACGGAGGUUCUAGGCUGCUGGCUGCCAUGUUGCCGCAGGUCAUGGCGGGCGCUGGAGGGCCCUACGCAGCGGCGCCGGAGUCUGCAGCAACGGCCGCGGCUCUCACGGCGGCUGCUGUCGCCGCUGCGGCGAUGAGCCAGCCUGCUUCAUACCAGCCAGCAGCCCUACCUUCCCAGCAGCAGCAGCAGCAGUUGCCACAACAGCUGUUAGCUGCUGCUGCUGCUGGGUAUAACGGCGCUGCUGCUACUGCUGCUGCUGCUCCUCACCUCGCCUACUCGCUGCAGCGGUAUCAGCAAGAUUACACCAACACGACCCCACUGCUCCAGGCGCUCUCACAGCAGCAGCAACAAGGGGUGCAGCAGCACGGACAGCAGCAGCAGCCAAACCGGUCACAGCAGCCACCGGGGCAGCAGCAGCAGCAGCAGUUACAAGGCCAACAGCAGCAGCGACAACAACAACAGCAACUCCAAGCACAAGAAGGGGGCCUGAGGAAUGAUGGGAGCCUCCGAACGGCUAACCAGGAGGAUACCAACAACUAUGGUGGCGACGGCAUGAAGAAUGUUGUUGCUGCAGACCAGCAGCAGCCUUCUCCCGUGCCGCUGCACUGCUUGCGGGAACAGCAACAGCAGCUGCAGCUGCUGCAGCCACCCCAACCGCAGCCGAGCCUCUCCGCUGCUGCUUCAGCUGGCGGUGAGGCUGGCCCCCCAGGCUCUGACGGCCCCGGCCCUGCCGACUCCCCAGGCGCGCUGACGCCGCUAGAACGCUGGCAAUCCCUGGGCCGAGCUCCUUCCCUCACCUCACAGCUUGCCUCCUCACCCUCCUCGCCCCCCCCACCACCACCACCGCCGCCACCGCCGCCUCCUGCAUCUGGCUGCUCUGGGCUGCCUGCCGGUGCUGGCGGCGGCGGCGCCGCUACGCAGCCUCCCAAGCAUGCGAGCUCCCUUUUCUGCUGCGAUACACCCACCCAACCGCCGCCUCCGCCGCAACGGAGGCCUGACCCCAACGGCAACAACGGUAACGGCGAGAACGGCAUGGGCGGACCCAGCUCUGCCUCCAGGCCGGUAGCUGAUCCGCUGCCCACCUCAGCUGCGGUGGCUGCUGCUGACGCCUCCCGCAGUUUGUACGGCAGUCCCCCCGGGCAAGAUACAGGCGUUGUUGUCGCUGACGAUGAUGACUUGUACGGCAUCACGGUUGCUGACGCGACGGCGCCGCAGUCGCCACAAUCGUUUACCCGCGGCAGCGGCGGUGGCGGAGCGGGAGGAGGUGGAGGAGGCAUGUUGACGGGUUCUGAGUCUGAAACCGACUCGGGCUGCCAUUCACCUUCCCCCACCCUGGGGGAGGUUGAGGACACCAGCCCUGUACCCUCCGGCAUCGCUCCCUUUGCCCCCGCCCCUGGAGCCGCCUCCAUGGCCGCAGCAUCAGCAGCUGGCCUGCCACCUGCAGCCGCCCUCCUCUUCCUAGGCAUGCAGCACCCGCAGCAGCAGCAGCGGCUCAUCCCCAUGGCCUCCACGCUGCCCCCGCCGCCAGCCGCCAACCCUCUUCUCACACGCCUCCUUCCCCACCACCCGGCGUCAAUGGCACUGCCACCACCACCACCACCACAUGCAGCACACCUCCCCACUCUGCUUCCACCGCUACAGCUGCCACUGCCACUGCAGCUCCCGCCCCACGCCAUCCUCGGCCCAGCCGCAGCCUGUCACCCUCCCAUCGGCUUGCCGCUAGCAAGCGACCACCACCACACGUCCGGCGGUGGCGGCACGGAUGCCUCUCUGGGUCCCUCCGCCUGCUCUCUGUCGCAGCUGCAGCGGCGGCGCUCGCUGGUGGAGCGGCGGGAGCGGCGCAAGGAGAGCAACCGCGCGAGUGCACGGCGGUGCAGGCUGCGGCGCGAGACGGACGCAUGCGAGCUGGGGCGCCGGGCGGAGGUGCAGGAGGGGCAGAACGCAGCGGUGGCGGCGCAGGUGGCGAGACUGGAGCAGGCGACACGGAUGCUGGUGGACCAAAACGGUGUGCUAGAGGCAUGGCUGGCGCACAUCCAGACUGCCGGCGAGGGAGCCGCUGCCGCCGCCAUCACCAUUCUGAGCUACGUACGGCAGUUGGACGAGCAGAUGGCGGCGGCAGCUGCGGCGGCCGCCAGCGUGCAGCCCACCCACCUACCACAGCAACAACAACAGCAGCAGGCGUCCGCAGCCCAUGCUUCUGCUGGUGCUGCCGGUGCUGGUGUUGCUGGUGCAAGGCAGCCCCAGGUGCAGUACACGGGCGCUCCGGCGGAUGAGGCAGGAGGGGGCCCGGAGGCAGCCAUGCAGGCGCAGCAGGCGGGGGGCCCACAGCAGGUGGGGCAGCAGCAGCCACAGCAGCACGGAAACCCCAUCCGGCCGCAGCAACAGCAGCCGCAGCAGCUGACGCCACCGCAGCAGCCGUGCAUGGUGGGGUGCUUCGGUCCACAGGGAUUCCCCGAGGCGCUCUGGACGCGGCUGACUGACCCCGCUGCUGCUGCUGCUGCCGCUUUUGGCGCUGGUGGGGUAGCUCUGCAUGGUGUUGGGGGGGUGGC